Messenger RNA from Trichoderma citrinoviride, 909 nucleotides. RefSeq names its product aquaporin-like protein. Bases 1 to 909 code for a protein of 302 amino acids. Gene Ontology annotation, biological process: transmembrane transport. The record is from RefSeq and is a predicted model, not a curated record. Gene Ontology annotation, cellular component: plasma membrane. Gene Ontology annotation, molecular function: water channel activity. Lineage: Eukaryota; Fungi; Ascomycota; Sordariomycetes; Hypocreales; Hypocreaceae. The transcript is spliced from 2 exons.
AUGGCUCGGAUCCUCUCCUCCCGCGACAAAAUCCGCAACGAGCUCAUCGUCGUCUUCGGCGAGUUCUGCGGCACCUUCAUGUUUCUGCUCAUGGCCUUCAUCGGUACGCAGGCGGCCAUCGAAAACAACUCGCCCGGGAACCCCGAUGCUCCUCUGUUCCCCUUUUCGCUCAUGUACAUUGCCGCUUCGUUUGGAACGGCAGUUGCGGUGAAUGUAUGGGUGUUUUAUCGGAUUACGGGUGGCAUGUUUAACCCGGCUGUCACGCUUGGCCUCGUCCUCGUUGGCGCUGUCUCGCCCCUCCGCGGCAUCCUCAUCUUCCCGACCCAGCUCGUCGCCGGCAUCGCCGCAGCAGCUGUCACCGACGCCCUCCUCCCAGGCCCUCUCCUUGUCGCCAACAAGCUCUCUUCAGGAACGAGCAUCUCCCGUGGCCUCUUCAUCGAAAUGUUCCUCACUGCACAGUUAGUCAUUACGGUAUACUUUCUCGCCGUGGAGAAGCAUCGAGCCACCUUUCUGGCGCCUCUGGGCAUAGGCCUGGCCGUUUUCAUUGCUCACAUUUGCGGCACGAACUACACUGGGACAUCCAUCAACCCCGCGCGCUCGUUUGGACCGGCGGUCGUUACUGAUUUCACGGGAUAUCAGUGGAUUUACUGGCUGGGUCCUUUUUUGGGCUCUUUUCUCGCUUUUGUCGUGUACACUAUCCUCAAGUGGAUGGAGUAUCACACUGCCAAUCCAGGCCAGGACGACGACGAAAAUAAGGUCAAGAAGUCGCCUGCUGGCCUUGCCUUGCCGACGAAUGACCGGCAGUACGGCAAUGGCAGUGAGAAUGCUAAGAAUCACUCGCCGUCUGGGCCACGGGAUAGUGGGAUUGCGCAUACGACUUCGGGGCCUCGGGGGUUUGCAGCUGUUUAG